AUGAAACAAUUUUACCACGGGGAAAAUAAAACUUCUGGGGCAUCGUCUGACAGGGCCAACAAGACACUCAGCCAAGAUGAAAUAGCUGGGGUUCCUUUAACAGGGUGGAAAGCAGAAAGCGCUGGCUCACCCGAACAACAACGAAGCAUAUCAUAUCGUGAAGCAAAAAAUGGAAAUGUUAUCCCCCCCUCUAUAGCCUCCAACAGUGAUAACAAAACAGGCUCAUCACGCAGCUGCUGGAGUUACUCCCCCCCAGACUUGAACGCACAAAAAAAUAAACAAACACAUAUGCAUGAUAAUCAUAUAGCAGAAACAAAAAAGGCACACACACCUAUAAGCACCCCUCUGCGUAUAUGCUUGGUAAAACGGUUAAACGGAAAGGUUGAACAAAUUCACAUGAAGGAUAUACACACCGCCUUCCCCAACUACAUACCAUAUGAGAGAAACGACAACAGCGCAUUCCUCUCGUCAGUCUUUAGCUCCUCAGAAGACAAGGACAAAACCCAAGGCAAGGUAGGAGACAUUUCAAACCUCCCUGUGGUGUAUCAAAAUGUGGAACUCAACUUGGAUCUGGUGAAAAAAUGCAGACAGGCAUCCACAAGUAGGAAGGCCUUCUCCGAUGCCAAACGUUGUGCUAAGAUCAAACUGCCUAUUGGGACAACCCCGUCCCCAAGUCAAACGGGCAAUUUCAGUUGCAACAACACCAUUUAUAAUCCUUCUGGUUGCCACCCGAGCAACGGACUAAGAUCCACCUCACAGAAACGAACCUUCUCAAAUGUACAAACAUGGAAUAGCGCCACACGACAGGGAUCGAACUUUUUUUCUUGUGGCCAAAGUCCCAUUAGGAGGUUUCAGUCUGCUCAGCACCCUCAGAACGAAACCACGUUGUCACUUUGCUCACCACAAGUGGUUGCUUCGAAACGGGAUGCCACGCCCCAAACGAGUUUACUAAAGCCAUACGCCAUGCCCAUGCUGUUAAAGCACUCUACAAAUAUGAUCCUGAGCCAGUUAAAAAAGACCAAAGGCAACGAGAGGACCCACGCUAAGGGAACAAGUACGACGAUAAAGAACAAGGAUAAGCAGAAAGAGGUACAAUUUGGUCCAAGUGCAUUUUCAAAAAAACAAAUAGAUAACCAACCUAUUGUUGAUGGCCAAAUAGACAAAGUGGAGUAUCCUCGCAGCAAUGGCUCCUUUAAGGACUACCACCAAGUGGUGGCAAGCAGCCACUCGUGUAGUAACUCUCCAGUGGGAUGCAAAAAGGAAGAUUUGACCCUUCAGAGGAUGCUUGCGAAGACAACCAAAGUAAAAUCAAUAGAAAAGGAAAAGUACAUAGAAAAGGUAAACUCAUACAAAGUGAUAUACCAAAGCGACGACUUUGUCAGCAUCUACCAAAACAGAGGAGACAAAAUAAUUAAUGAUCACUGCAUUGAUGUGUCCACAUUGCUAUGUAUCCCUGGCUAUGCUGGGGGUUACCUAUGUGAGUCAAAUUCGACCAUUAAUCAGUCCCAUGCUAAUGGAAAAGAAAACUCACAAGAGGAAGAUACAAAAGGAAGUGGAAGCGUAGCCUCUGCUAGAAGCUUCACUGCACACCCAAAACAAGAAGAAGACAAACUUUGGAUAGACCCCAAUGUCGACCUUCUAAAUGAAGACCUAAUUUUAUAUCAUCUUAGAAAAGCUAUAAACAGCUCACUCACACUUAACGUCGAUUUGCAGUACCUGGCACUUUUGAACAAACGCCUGAAGAACAGAGAUUCGGUAGGAAACUCUUUGUGGGGUCCGAGGGGAAACCUGUCCCCACAGUACAAACUAAACUGA
This is a messenger RNA of Plasmodium fragile, 1815 nucleotides long. RefSeq lists its product as uncharacterized. The transcript is spliced from 6 exons. The coding region runs from base 1 to 1815 and encodes 604 amino acids. The record is from RefSeq and is a predicted model, not a curated record. NCBI's taxonomy places the organism in Eukaryota, Apicomplexa, Aconoidasida, Haemosporida, Plasmodiidae.